This is a messenger RNA of Pseudo-nitzschia multistriata, 1182 nucleotides long. Lineage: Eukaryota; Bacillariophyta; Bacillariophyceae; Bacillariales; Bacillariaceae. The record is from the annotation of a GenBank genome assembly.
CAUUUUUUUUUUCUCUUCGAAAUAAUGAGAAAAAAUGAUGCGAAGGAGAGCGCGUGAGGUCGGCCUUUCUCCGAUGUAAGAUUUACCCAAGUUUUGAUUUUUGCUUUGCUCGCUCUGCAUUGUUUUCGCACGAUAUCAUAUUUCCAACGACGACGCGGUAAGAAUUACUGUUGCAAAAAUAUUGCAUCUUCUGAGAAAGUGUCCUUCAUUCAGCGACAUACAAUCCAGCCAAACCAUGAGCUUUUCUACAACCACCUCCAUCACACAAAAAGAUGUAUCCCUUUCCUCCGAAUGGGCUCCAUCGGAAUGGGCCGAGACAGACACGCAAAUGAUCCCUGGAAACGUCGACGGAGAAAUGCUUCCUGCCAGUGCUUUCCAAGCUGCCGGCAAGGUUCUCAAGCAGUGGCUAUCUGAUGGGCAACAAGAGCCUGAUCAAUGCUAUCAAAACCACCUAAACAACUGCAAUUCUGCUAUUGCAGUGAUUCCAUGCGAUUCAUCGGCAUCGUCUACCGAACACGAUGAUGCGACCGCUGACCUGGCCAGUCUCAUGGAAGUCGACGAAGAAAUCGGCGAGAACCUUUUAGGCGAUGAAGUUUUUGGUGGUCCAUGCGAAAUAACUGAAGAUAGCCAACUCCAUUUCGGUUACUCGUUAUCCGCAGUAUCUCACGAAGACAAAACUCUCAUGAACUCGAUCUCGGCUAUGAACAUGGAAGAUGACAUGAGCGAAGAGGAUCGUCGCUUCUUGGCGCCUUUGCUUGUGGAGAAUACCUCGACAUCGAUGGAUUACGAUGCCGGUUAUAUUGUCACAGACGAUGAAGUUCUACAUCAGCCAUGCGCAUCAUCUCCAUCGGCGAUCGUGGACCAGCAGCGAUACCAAGAAAUCAUGAAGAAACUUGAGGCGUCUAUGAACCGAUCUCAAGAAACGCGCAAAAGCCUGACCAUGAAAACGCCAAAAACAGAAAAAUACAAUCGCCGCCGAAGCAUAACUGGUGUCCUCUCUUCCAUCGAGUCCUCUUCGAGACAACUCCAAAAUUUCUUGCAAACGGUGAAGCAAAGGAAGCAAAGAACUCCAGUUUGAAUUGAAACUCUUGUAGAAUGCGCCUACGCAAAGCUUCGCAGUUAGAUCCGACUGAACUAAUGAUCCAUCGAACAACAUUUUGAUUAUAAAUGACUGGCUUUACC